UUACUUUUGCGCGUCGAGAGCGGAAGCGCUGCGCGCUCACAGUUUGUCUUGACACUGGUCCCAAGUUGAGCACAGUCGUGUGUUGCUUGCUGCAGUGGGUGGGAGACGAGGGGAGAAAGUGUCUCACCUAUGGUUCGUUUCACCUUCAUCCAUCUUUGCUCCGAAAAGACCUCUUUUUUUAGACGGACACCAACGCGUAACAAAGAAAGGUACGAGGCACAACUCUUGGUUAAGGGAACAAUCUGAGUUCAGCUGGAGUAAUUCUAACUGGGAUGUGAAGAAAGUAGAUGCAAGUAUGAUGAACGUCUGUAGGAUGAUUUUUGAUUCAAGCAUUUCUUUUCUUGGCUUUUUAAGCUCUUAGAAGACUAAAUCCUAUAGGCUUCCUUUGUGAGUUAAACACAUUUAAAUUAGAUCAACCAGAAUAUUCCAAGCUUCGUUUAUUUGAUGAUAUCACUUCUUUAGACUUAAACAUGGCCAUCAACACCGACAUAGAAUAUCAGAAGACCAGCUUGGGAGAAAGUGGAGGAACCACCCAGCAGGCGGACUCCCAGGAGACAGAGAAACUGCUGGCUGUGACCACUGAGCCAGGGGGCAAUGGCAUGAAGAUGUCCACCUCUUUCAGUGCGAGUGGGGACAAAGGCCUGGACACUGACCAGAAUGGACACAGCGUUCCUAUGAGGUCCGGUUCGGCUGGACACCUGACCGCAGCCGCACCCCUGUCUCCAUCUCGGGCCAGUUUAAGCCGUUCCUCCACUGGAAAUGCCACUGUCCAAGAGGCCCCCAAACCCAAAGACUACCUCAUCCUGGUCAUCUGCUCCUGUUUCUGCCCUGUGUGGCCCAUCAGUAUUGUGGCUCUGGUCUACUCUAUUAUGUCCAGGAACAGUCUGCAGAACGGGGACAUUGAUGGUGCUCGGAGACUGGGACGACUGGCUCGCCUCCUCAGCAUCGUGUCCAUCAGCCUGGGCCUCCUCGGCAUCAUAGUCUUUGUCACAGUGAAAUGGAGGAAGUAGUGCAGAUGCAACAAGGGUGAAAAAUGUUUUAUAUACGUACUUUUUUAAACGUAUAUUGUAAUAACCAUUACAAAAACAGCUCAUCGAGCUACAGUUUAGCUUUGAAUUAUUUAUAUAAAUCCUAUGGGGAUACAUGCUUGCCAAAAUUUAUGACAUUGUGAUACUAAUGAAUAUUGUGUGUUUAUUUAAUAGGAAAAUAACUUAUUUUUUGUUACUAUGAUUUACUAUCACCAUACGCAAUGGCAAGGUUUCUUUAUACUGGGCCUCACAAUAAUAAGCCUGGAGUCUUGUCUUAAGCUAUUCUGUUUACCACAGCUUGUUUUGAGUUAUGAAUAAUUUCAGUCUUAACUGCAGCAAACAAGCAAAAACAUUCAGAGAAAAUGAAAUGCAUGUGUUGAAAUACAACAAUAUACCGUAUGCUUGAUAAAACAAGGAACCAAAACAGACAAUACUUGGAAUGGAAAAAUGUUCUUCCUGUGGACAACUCAACAUUUUUGAACAUUUGGGACUCAGUUGAAUGGACUUCCAACUUUGGACUGAUGCAAAUACUUAUGGUCAAAACUUAUGCAUUUACAGUAACAAAAUUACACACUAUAUAGCCUUGAACUUUUUUAAAUAUGGAUAUCAAGUGGUGCUGGGUGGCACUGAGUGAAAAUGAGUGAGGAGGUAAUGAGAUGUGAUGAAUUUAUAAAGUCAACUGCAUGUUUGAAUGCGACAGAUAUUUUUGUUAUUUCUAAAGGGGUCAGCAAGGCUAAAGGUUUGCACAGGGACUAUAGUGUGACUUAUUUGUGUAAAUAAUGUCAAGCUAUAGAUGAAUGACUUCUCACAGACAGUGCAUGAUAUAGCCCUCCUUUACCUGAUGGAGUGACUGCCUGUUCCAUUUUCUUUUUAUACUGUACUUUGUAUAUGAUUCCUCAUUCCACAUAAUUAAGUCUGCUUUUUUGCACACAGUUAUUAUGUUGACCCAAGAAACAUGAAAAGAUUCUUGUCAGUCACUGUUUUGCCAUUUUUACAUUCUUACAUGUGUUUUAUUUGAGCAUCUAUGCAAUGUGAACGCAUGCUGGGUCAUACUUUUUUUCUUUGUUUUUUUUUAUGAAUCAACUCUACAGUUUCACUGUGUAACGUUAAGCAUUUAAAUUUUUACAAUAAUACAAGCACGACUGUCUGUAUUCUAAUUCACAUUUAACUGAACUGCUGUAGCCUAUUGGCAGUACCAGGCUUCUGUUAAAAGCACAUGUUAUCACUGUAAGUGUAAACCAAUGUGAGCCAUAAGAAAUCACACUUGCAUUCUAUAUUCUCUAUUCUAGUCAUCUCCCCUUUAUCAUGACAAAACUAUAGCCUAUAUAUAUUGUACUUUCAUCAUAUAUUUAAGGGCUUACAGACACACAUCAAAACUAAAAUAUUGUGUAUAUAGAAUAUUUACUUUGAUGUCAACAACAAAAAAUGGACCCCACUAUUUUAUAAUGCAUUAACAUGUACGGUAUUGGAAAUAUUAAGAAACACCAGCUCAAUAAGGUUUGGCACUAUUUACCUACGCAGCAUAUGAAAACUGUCACUGGCCAAGCAUUUCCCUGUAUUUACCCAGUUAUCCCUGUACAUAUGACAUCUUAAAACAGCAACAUCCAAAGACUAAGCCAUAUAUGUAAUCUCAAAGAAUUAAAGACAAAUCGGUGGUCAAAAUCUUUAGCUCUUUUUUUCUGCUUUGAUUCUUUCUUCUGCCUCCUGAAACACUGUAUGUCACUGAUCCCAUGUGUGCUGUACAUUUCUGCAUGUCUGAAAUAAACAUUGCCAUGC
Molecule: messenger RNA, 2804 nt
Organism: Periophthalmus magnuspinnatus
Lineage: Eukaryota; Metazoa; Chordata; Actinopteri; Gobiiformes; Gobiidae
Gene: trarg1a
Product: trafficking regulator of GLUT4 (SLC2A4) 1a
Exons: 3
Coding region: 471-1010 (179 amino acids)
Cellular component (GO): membrane
Source: RefSeq, a predicted model, not a curated record